This is a messenger RNA of Neodiprion fabricii, 2254 nucleotides long. RefSeq lists its product as uncharacterized. The transcript is spliced from 7 exons. NCBI's taxonomy places the organism in Eukaryota, Metazoa, Arthropoda, Insecta, Hymenoptera, Diprionidae. Bases 655 to 2163 code for a protein of 502 amino acids. The record is from RefSeq and is a predicted model, not a curated record.
CGUUUCGAGUGCGAUAGAGUUCGGAGGGAGUUGGGCGACAGUUCGCACCAGUUCGCAGGUAAACGUCGAAGGUGUCGCGUCACGGAAAGAGAUGGAGCGCGAAUACCCGUGUCGAAAAUGAACGAUACGUAAAAUACCGAGUGAGUAACAUUGUCGUGUCCGCGAAUUUUAGGCAGCUGUGAAGAAUAAUAUUUUUUAUACUUCGUAACGUUAAAAUGUUAUAAAAAAAAAAGUGGUGCAUAUUCCAAAGUGUCAACAGUGUUCGUGACGAACGGAGAAAAGUAAGAAAAGAUGAAAUAGUUCAUAAGAAAAAAGACCCACACCCAAACACAAAACAAAAGAACAACGUAAAGAGACGUAAAAUGUUACGGAAGGUUUUUAUCGGCGCGUAACAAAAAAAAAAAACAAACAAACGACAAACCGCGGGACUGACUGCCUAUCUCUUCUUAAUUUUAAAGCCGAUAAUGCAAAAAGAUAUAUUGAUUAAUACGCCGUUCAAUCACACAGGGUGCUGACGGUUGAGGAGGAGUUCAGAAAUAAAAGUGAAAAGUGUCAAAGUAAAUGUGAUCGUGAUUUAAAACACCGUGACGUAACUUGUGGAAAAACAACAGAGAAAGAAACUACAGGAGUUUAUAACAGAGCUCGUGCAGCGCAAUGACGGACCUAUUGAUCGGGAUAGCGGGCAGCGCUUUCGUUUGCCCUGGAAGUAAUCACGGGAAUGGCGAGGUGGUUUACAGGAACGGCGGCAGCGGCGGCGGCGGCGGCGGCGGCGGCGGGAGCGGUGGAAGCGCCUUCAGAAACUCGGAGAUGCGACAUUCUCGCAGCGAGGAUCUCCUCGGCUCCGGACGCCCCCUCAGCCCCAUGCUCGCCGCCGCCUCGGAGGACGACCUGGUCGCAUCCACCGCUCUCCACGAAUGCUCGAGCCCCCCGUCAACGCCGGGAUGUUACCGAACCCCCGGUCCUCCCGGCGUUCUAGCCGAUCGCGUUGACCCCGAAGAUUCCAUCCGUGAUAUCGUCACCGAAAACGAUUUGUACAGAUUCGUCCUCUUCAAACGUCACUACGACAAGUACGUCGCUCUGGCCGCAAGGUACGAGGAGGCAAGAGGGGUAGCCUACUACUUGGAAGAGCGUUACCACGAGGUCAAGGCUGAAAAGGACAAGCUAGAGGCCCGUCGAAUUGCUCUGGAGAAAAGGCUCGAGGGAUGCGAAUCGGAGCUGCGCGAAAAGGAGGAGGAGCUCUUCCUUCAGCUGGAGCGAAGCCUUCGGCUCGACGACGAGGUCGAACGCAUCCGGAACGACCGGGACGCCUGCGUCGCGGCGCGUGACCGACUAGAGGAAGAACGAGCCGCGGCACUGCGCCAACUCAAACUCCAAGACUCGCAGAGCGAGGCGACCAGGCGGACCCUCGAAAGAGCUCGCCAGGAUGUCAUAAAGCAAGCCACCGUCAUCCGGGCGGAGCGAGACGCCCUCGAACUCGAGAAUGAAAUACUGAAGGAAAGGCUGAGGGCCGAGCAAGGAGAAUUGGGCGCUGAACGUCGUCGUCGCGAGGAAGGCGUCGCGGCGCUUAGCCACGAGGCUGCGACUCUGCGGCAUGCCGCUCGUCAUCUAAGAGCCGCAGCUUUACACGCGACGGCUUGUCGACGUCGGCGUCGUUGUUCUGUAUGCGUUUAUGCGAAACGCACAUUUGGCGACGUCGAAGACUUUCGCGACGAUGGGAAACUCUUCAGGUGCCUUCAAGCCCCUCUACAGGAUUUACGCACGUGGUUACGGCCCAGUGCAACUGUAACCAACGCCGCGCUUCCUCCGUUGAGAACCAGCUCACCGAUGGACCGAGGAAUCAGUUUCAUUGACGAUUCAAGCAGCAUUUCAGAGGAUGAAGUUUACCCCAAUACUCCGGUUGCUGACGUUUCGCUAUCCUCGACUAAUUCAAACGCGCCGCAAACUGCCAGGGCAUUCUCCUCCGACUCUGGAUUUUCGUCGGAAAUGGGUGAUCGUAGGUCGCGCUCUUACGAAGGUGGCAACAAUAGCCGAAAGAUCAGUGAAUCUUCGAGCAACGAACCCGAAGGUCCAAGGAAUGGUGGAGGGUUCAAUCGUUCUCGAUGGACAUCCUCUUUUCGCAAACUACUAGGGCGCAAAUCGAAGGCCAAACCUACUGCCGAUUAAUCCUCCCAAGUGACCUUUAUAUAAUAAAUAAAUUCUCCUAUGUACACAUACGUUGUAGGUAUGAUAUGUUAUAAAAGGCCUGUGCAAAUUU